Messenger RNA from Daldinia decipiens, 1876 nucleotides. RefSeq lists its product as uncharacterized. The transcript has 4 exons. Lineage: Eukaryota; Fungi; Ascomycota; Sordariomycetes; Xylariales; Hypoxylaceae. The record is from RefSeq and is a predicted model, not a curated record. Bases 405 to 1409 code for a protein of 334 amino acids.
CCUUCUUGUGAUGCCACCACGUUUAACAGCCUCAAUCCCUUGUUUGUUUUACUUAGUUAUGACCGCAUACCCACAAGGGGGCUCUGGUUCUUUACUAGGAACCAGCCCUAUUUCCUGCAUCUGCAUUCAGCUUGUGACCCUAUAUGUAGCUGCAAUUUCUAUCCACGCCACGAUGCGAGGGCGCCAAGUAUACGUUGGUGGCCCUUGCGAAUAACCGCAGAGUUACAGGAUCCUUGGAGGUUUCCAAUUGAGAAAAAGGUCAAUUUUUCGUAAAAUUUAUUUUCUUUAUUGUCCAAAGACCUUUUAAUAUCUCUUAUCGAUCCCUUCCCCUAUUCCUGUUGUCUUUCUUCAUCCAUUACCACGAAUCCAACAUCAUCAAUUAUUAACUCCUAGGUUAGAUCCUAAUGGGAAACAUGCGCACAGCUUUUGUUAUCUCAGCGCUGGCUGCUGCAGCCGCGCAGGUGCAAGCCCAAGACCUCAACAAGACAAUUGUUGGCUGUGCCGACGUCGAGUGUCCAGCCAGCAGCACGAGCAGCGUAAAUGAUAAGUGCACCGUAGCAGACACCGACUCGUUUAUCUACGUCGGACUAACGCGUGUGCCGACUGACAACGACGCCCUCUCGGGGUUGUCAUGGUCUAAGGGCUUCAAAGUCGGCUCGUAUAACAACAAUCGGGACUACGAGAGCACAUUCUACCUAGGCACACCACCGGACUUACAAUUGAAUAAUUCGACGGGUGCAUGUGCUGUUUUCCUGCACGGCGCGUCUAAGAAUCUGGCUUUCCCCGGCGACAACGACGAGACUGCGCAGGGCACAUGUACAGAUGCCAUGGGCUCUUCAUGCGUUGACGCCCUAGUCUCCCGGGCUACGACUUUGGUAAACGGAUAUAACAGUGGCAGCGAGAGACUCUCCGUCUCGGAGGCUUGUUCGAGACUGCAGAAAGACCUGGAAGAUAGUAAAGACGAAGCCUGUGCUCGGAUCUCUCAGGGAAGUUGGAGUAAUUUUACAAGCGCCGCUUUAACUGGUACGAAUGCAUCACAACCUAUCGGCCAGCAGCAAAACUCAUCGUCAAACUGCUGGCCUGUCAUCCCGAAGCAAAAUGAUCUCACCCUAGUUAGCCAAUAUAACUAUACAGGAGAUGACACCAUUAAGGAGCUAGAAAGGGCUGUCUGGGCUAUCACGCCCAUAAUCACGGUCUUCUACUCGGCAGGGAACGGAAGUCUGGUCACCGAGACCGAAGCUUCUAUGUCCUGUCUCAAAGUCGUGGGGCCCCCGAGAGCAUCUCUAGCUACUAUGACUGAUGGUUCUGGCGAUACUGACGGCAGCGGAGCAGUUGGCCUAUCGUCAUCGCAGUCGGUCUUAUCAGUUGCGUUAUUUGCAGCUGUUGCAGCAUUUUUCGUUGGCAUCUAGCAUGAUAAAUAUUACAUUGGCGUUGUCGGGUACGCACUCUAUUUGUUCCGGGAUGCAGCGAAUUAUCAUGAAUAUAAUAUAAAGGCUGGCUAUAAAUUAAAAAUAAUUGUGUAUAGUAACGAACUACGGUGAGGCCGGCAAGCGCAAUUCAAGGGAUUUACUCCUAUUCCUAACACCUUUCCUGACAUUUUGUUACUUAGCGUAUCGAUGCCCACUUACAGUCAGUAUAAACAGUAUAAGAUACGCAUCGUGGAGAUAUUUAUGUGCCCUCAAGUCUCCAGACCUCGCAUGCCCUUCGAAAUUCUCAGCUCUCGAGCAUCGUGCGCAAAGACGCCCAAUCUCACCACUCGCUUUCUCGUUUACUACCUCCUGAUACGUCUGUGUUUUCAGAUACUUGCCAACCCACAGUCCACCGGUGUAUCUCCCCGCUUUCCGCGUAGGCAAUACGUGAUUUGUUCCAAUGCACU